Molecule: messenger RNA, 2068 nt
Organism: Vanessa tameamea
Lineage: Eukaryota; Metazoa; Arthropoda; Insecta; Lepidoptera; Nymphalidae
Product: coiled-coil domain-containing protein 186-like
Exons: 12
Coding region: 32-1294 (420 amino acids)
Biological process (GO): vesicle cytoskeletal trafficking
Cellular component (GO): trans-Golgi network
Molecular function (GO): small GTPase binding
Source: RefSeq, a predicted model, not a curated record
AGACUUGAAAGAGAGUCAAGCGACAUUAAUUAUGUGUCGGCAUGAAAAGGAUGAUCUGGACAGACGUCUGACCGUCGCGCUCCAGCAACUAGACACGUGCAAGAGAGAACGGGACGACGCUAGCGGAUCUCUCGCUCUAGCCAAUGAACAGAUCGAGUCGCUGAAGGAGAGUAAUGAACGUUUGGAAGAGGAAGCGGCCGAGCUAGCAGCGUUACGUGCAAGAGCGGCGUUGGCUGACACACUCGAAGCUCAGCUGCAGCGUGAGACGGAGCGCGCGUGGACGGCGGAGCAAGCGCUGAGCACGGAGCGCGCGCGCGCCGAGACCUGCCUGCGCCGCGAGGCCGCCGCGCUGGAGCACGCCGCGCGCCUCACCGCCGCGCACGUGCACGAGCGCGCGCGCGCCGCCGAGCACGACGCCAAGGCUCAAGCUCUGGCCGCGGACAACACAUCCCUCCGGGAGACGGUGCAGGUGUUGCAGGAGGAGGCUGGCAAGUUAAGAUCAGCGUUGAAUGAUGAGAUGGAUCGACGGAAUAAAGAGAACCGGGUGCUGGCUAGGAAGGUGGCAGAACUAACAGAGGAAGCUGCAGAGGCAAACAAGAAGUUGGAGUACGAGCAGGGAGAGAACAGCGUGCUGAAGAAGAAACACGCGAGUGCCAUAAAGGAAUUAAAUCGGGAACUAAACCGAGCUCUGAAACGAAUAGAGAUGCUCGAAGCGAAGCUACCUCAAAAUGACGCCAACUCGACUAGAACAGGUUCUGUGUCAUCUUUAAGCAGUAUCGACAGUCCGCACGAUGAACGCGUUCAGAAUGGACACGCAGACAUACCAGACGUGCAGAAGGAAAAUGAGGUUUCGAUGCCGGACCAGCGGCUGCUGGUGGAGCGCAUCGUGUCGCUGCAGCGCGCGGCGGCGGCGCGCUCGGAGCGCUGCGAGUUUCUGCAGGAGCACUGCGCGCAGCUGACGCGCGAGCUGCGCCGCAAGUCGCGCGUGCUGCGCGCCGCGCUGCCCGCGCUGCCGCCCGCCGCGCUCGCCUCGCGCGCCGCCGACCAGCACAAGACGAAAAGGAAAUUUUCUAAGAGUGAAAUCGCGCAACUCGGCGGUGGUGCGAUGGCAGCGGUAUGGGGGGGAGACCCUGGUGGGAUGACGCUCGAACUAUCGCUGGAAAUGAACAAGCGACUUCAGGCCGUUCUCGAGGAUACGUUACUGAAAAAUAUCACACUUAAGGAAAACAUAGACACAUUAGGAGAAGAAAUUUCAAGAUUGCGCGAACAAGUGAAAAACAACGAGAACAAAUAAUACGAUCACAAGUACCUUAAACCUUCGUAAAUUUAUUUAUGCGUCUCUCUCUCACAUAUGGAUUUAAUCUUCCGUCUCGUUCGUACAUAUGUGUCAUUUAAAAACGUCAAAAUAUGGCGUUAAAGCUAUCACAUGUACCUUAAUUCGUUAAUUUAUUUGUAUAGGACGUUGUCUCUUUCUCGCGUAUGGAAUUGAUCUACCGUCUCGCUCGCACUUGUCGUAUUUAUAUGCGGUAUAUUUUUUUUGUUAUUAAUCUUAUAAAUCUUACAUAAUUCUUGAUAGAGUGUCGCAAAAGAACUAAAACAAACGAGCCAAAUUUAUUGUCUUGGUGUGUGACAGCUACGCUUGACACUCGCCGAACGUCAUACUUUACUAGUGUGCGUACUUAGAGGCCAACUGUGACCGCUACUUUUCGACGUGUUCUCAUCUUUGACAGUUUAUCUAGACACAAUAAUUAUAUCUAUUUGAUAUGAAAAGACUUGAACUCUUGAGCCCUCUUAUACAAGUCCCCUCCCAUCUGAUCCCCCCCACUGCCGCUUGUUUUAACAUAACUUUAUAUGAAACAACUAACUUUCACCUCUAAUACCAUUUUACUUAACGAAAUGACUACCCAAGUUUACAUUAAAUUAACAUAAUUUUCAACUAAUAUAUUGUCAAUUUAUAAAUCUAUUCUAUUAUAUUCUACAAACAAUGAUCUAUUUACGAUAAGGUCUAAAUUGAAUCGGAAUAUAAUAGGGAUCGUAUCGUAACCGAUACAAAUAAAUAGCAUUAGUC